Molecule: messenger RNA, 2381 nt
Organism: Camellia sinensis
Lineage: Eukaryota; Viridiplantae; Streptophyta; Magnoliopsida; Ericales; Theaceae
Source: RefSeq, a predicted model, not a curated record
CUUUCUUCUUUCUUCUUCCUUCUUCUUUUGUGAGUCAUGGAAAGGAAAAAGAAAAGAAAAAAAAAAAGAAAAAGAAAAAAGAAGCCAAGACGACAUGACCUAGCGGGACUGACCAUGUAUAUACAAUUUGUGCUUAUAGAAUUAUACUAAUCAUUGUUUGAGAUUGACUUUUUUGGUAACUUUUUUUAAUGUUUUUUAGAAACUGAAAAAUUAUUGCCAUAUUUGAAAAGUUGCUAAAGAAAAAUUAUUGCUAUAUUUGAAAAGUUGCUAAAAAAAAUUAUUCGUGAAAAAUUUGACUUGGAGCCAAACACCCACUCAAUCUCUAUAUAUAUUUGCUUGGAGCCAAGUCUCUCCCAAUACUAAAGUGCAAGUUAUUCCACUGCACUGCCCAACUUGUUUCAAAGGCUAUGGAUAAGGUUUUUUUAAAGACGCUUUUCUUUGCCAUCCUCCUUGUGUCUGUGUCUGGUUAGUCUCUCUCUCUGUCUCUCCCAUAAAUUUGUGGAAUAUGAAUUACUCCAUAAUGAAUGUGGUCUAUAAAUUUAAUUUGUUGAAUGAUUUUUCUCAGUACAUAGUGGUGCUGAAACACCUAAUUAGUCACUAAUCACUAGUCCAGCUGCACUGUGUUGUAAGAAAACUGAGAAGCAAGCGAGCAAGCAAUUAAACACUCCCAUAUACCUAUCUUGAUCCCCUGCAAGUAUCAAUUAGCAGUAUAGCACUUUAAAUGAUCUCUCAUUCACUUUUACAUAUCAGAAUUACAGUAUAUUCUUGACAAUGACUUCUUCUUUCAGCUCUGCUCUUGUAUGUCAUCUCAUUAAUUUUUUUUUUCUUUUAGAAUCUCUUUUAACAGUCAGUCGUCUAGCUGGUAUAGAAUGUUAGAAUUUAUCUAUAAAUACAUACAUACAUACAGACCAUCUCUUCUGGUAAAAAACCACCCGUAUUCAUUAUGGGUACGCUAAUUCUUUUUUUACUUUUGCUGUCUUCUUCUUCUUGUUCUCUUCCGUUCAUGACUCAAGCAUCCGCGUUGUUUGUGUUCGGAGAUUCAACUGUGGACGCAGGAGACAACAAGAUUGAAAGUUGUAUCACGGAACACUUUUACCCUUACGGUGUCGACUACAACAAUCAAUACACCGGCCGCUUUACAAAUGGAUUAACUGCCGAUUUCGUGGCAUCCACAUCGUUUCCUGCGUUGUUUGUGUUCGGAGAUUCAACUGUUGACGCAGGAAACAACAACAAGAUUGAAAGGGGUAUCACAGCAAACUUUUACUCUUAUGGUGUCGACUACAACAAUCAAUCCACCGGCCGCUUUACAAAUGGAUUAACUGCCGCUGAUUUCAUGGGUACCUUACUUACUACUACAACAAUCAAUCCAUCGGCCGCUCUGCCGCUGAUUUCAUGGCUUUCUCUCUUGUAGAUGUGCCACCGCGUCCUGCUUACCACAACUUGACAGAGAGUGACAGAAAAAGAACUACCAUCGCCAUGGCUGGGAUCAAUUAUGGGUCUUCUGGAUGUGGUAUCUUUACCACCACCAGACCCCGUGAGAGUGAAUGCUUCAAUUUAGAACAACAGAUCGACUUCUUUAAGGAGACUGUACAAGAAGACUUGCCAUAUUUGAUUCCAGACCCUGAUGCUCGCAAACAGUAUCUUGCCAAAUCUAUCUUUUGUCAUUUCCAUGGGAGCCAAUGACUACUUUUUCACUUAUCCUAAAUCAAACACAAAGGACCCUAAUGAGUUUGCAAUCUCUCUCAUCUUUGAGUUGAAGAUCUACUUAGACAUAUUAUAUGAGAUCGGAGCCAGACAUUUCAUCGUGAACAACAUAGGUCCUCUUGGGUGUUUGCCAUCUCUUAGAUACAAGACUAUUUCUGGGCAGUGCGAUGAAGACAUGAACAAUCUUAUCAUGCCAUACAACUAUCGGCUUCCUAAGUGGCUUAAAACUUGGACUCAUUAUGAUUACAGUGGUAGUGGUAUCACCUUUGUCUUGGCAGAUAGCUAUGGUCUUCUUAAUCAUAUGGUCUACCACCCUCAAGAAUUUGGGUUUAAAGAUGUAAAACACCCAUGUUGCGGACAGGAUGUAAAUGGGGAAUUAGAGUGCCCCCCCAACGCCACUCCGUGUAGCAACAGAGAUGAAUAUCUCUUCUUUGAUGGUGCACAUACCAGCCAAGUGGCCAAUCUUGAAUUCGCCCUAUUAUGCGCCAAUGCAACAAUCUGCAGAGUUAUUGAAUAAACAUGUUUAUGAAGUGUUUGGGAUGAAAAAGAAGCUCUCUUUUUUGUUGAAGUUAUGGGGACAACAAUUAAUUGAAUGGUGAAAUAUUUAGUAUUUUUUUAGGGUUGUGAACAUUUCUUAUCUUUUCUAUACCAUUUAUCUUUUUGGGCAAUUACCAUUA